AUGAGCGACGGCCAGAAGCAGCAAGCACCAGCACAACAGCAGUACUCGCAAUUCAACGCACAGCCCGCCGGACUUCCUUCACAACAACAGCAGCAUCAGCAGCAACAAGCCAUGGACUUGCCUCGGUCCGACACCUUCAGCGGACUCCCCUCAUACGUCAUCACCACAUCGUCCAACGGUGGUGCCGGCGAGAACGUGCGUGCUGAUGCCACCACACACCACCAACACCACCAGCACCACCAGCAGCACGAACAGCAACAGCAGCAGCAGCAGCAGCAGCAGCAGCAGCAGCAGCCCAUGAUCGUGAGCAUGCCCUCGGGUGUUGUUGACCCGUCUGGAAUGCAACAGCAGCACCAGUUCUCGCAGGGCCAAAGCGACCACCAGCGCUACCAGCAAAGCCACAUGCCGCACGGGCACCCCCAGCAGCUUCACGCGGGUCUGCCCUCUGCUUUGCCUCACCACAGCCAGUACAUGAUCGUCCCGCAAAAUGUGUCAUAUGCCGCAGCGCAGGAACACGGUGGUGGUGAGCACAAGCUGUCUACCUCAUCGGCCGACCCGUCCCUUAUGCCCAUGCUUAGCGUGCCGGCACCACACAGCCACGCUCAGCAGCAGCACCAGCAGCAGUUACAGGAGCACCAUCAUCAGCAACACCACCAGCAGCACCAGCACCAUCAACAGCAACAGCAGCACCACCAACAACAACAUGACUCGCAAAUGCCAGUGUCCAUGGCUCCCAUGAUGCAGAUGCAGAUGAACCCACUUGCACAAUCCCAGCAGCCGCAGCAGAUGAUGAUGAUGCCGGGCGCCGCCCAGCACGUGGCGCCGCACCACAUGCAGGCAAUACACCUCCCGCCACAGCAGGAGCAACAGGCCAUGCAGGUGCUGCACCACGAUCAGGACAAACAGCAACACCAGCAGCACCAGCAGCACCAGCAGCAGCACUCUCUGCAUCAGCUUCCACACGCGCACCAUCAGCACCCGCUGCUCGCCAACCAGCAACAGGAACAACAACAACAACAACAACAACAACAACAACAACAGCAACAGCAGCAGCAGCAGCAACAGCAGCAGCAGGAUGUGAAGGAAAGUGCACACAUUGCGCAAGGUGUAGACGAGCAACAUCACGACGCCCACGCUCACCACCAGCAACAGCAGCAACAGCAACAGCAGCGGGAAGGAGAGACCCCAGCAGCUGCCAGCGCACAGUCCACAAAUCAGCAGCAAGACCAACACGCAAAACAGCAGACGUCUGUGGAAAGACAGCAAAGCGGAGAUGCGCAUGAGCAACAACAAUCAGCACAACCGCACCACCACCACCAACAACAACAACAGCAGCAACAACAGCAACAACAACAUGCACCUCAAGAGGCCCAACACAUACAACAGCAACAGCAGCAACAGCAGCAGUUGUCGCGGCACCACCAUCAGCAGCAACGACACAACUUGGAUGAACUGCUCCCCUCCGGGAGUGCGAGUGGCGGGGCGUCCCACCACCACGUCGCCCAACGCCACGCCGAUGCAUCCCACAGCUACAUGAUGACAUGUGCGCUGUCGGCCAAGGUGUUGGACCUGCUGUUGCGCAUCAGCACGUUCAAGGGCCACGGCGCUUUUGUGAUUGGCUUCGCGCCGAGCAAGGUGCCUCGCCACCCGCGCUUCCCAUUCGCAAAGGUGCUCGAUGUGAUCCAGGCGCCGCACUUGGACAGCGCCAAGCUGGCGAACCGCUACUACUUCCAGUCGUCACUGCAUAGGGACGGCAACCUUGUGCAGUACGAGUCUAAGGGCGUCACGCCACUGGUUGAGCUGCGUCGCAUCAUGCUCAAGGGCAACGGGGAGGAGGACCCUUCGUUGCCCGAUACGCUCGCAGACCUGCUUAUGCUGUCACCAACAGGGCACCCGCUGGUGCGAGACAACGGCUCUGAGAUCACGUGCGAGGACGUGUUUUCCCACAUCAUGGACACGCCCGUGCGUGCCGACGACGACUUGUGGUGGCAGGACGUGACGGCGGCCCUGGGCAUCACGCUGCCGCUCAAGCGAGACGAAAUCGUGGCCGUGGCCAAGAACAUGAUGGCAUCGGACUUGCCCUCCCACGCCGCAAACAUCAACGUGGAGCGGCUCAUUGACUAUGACGCUGCAACGGCGCAGUCGAUGCAGGCCAGCGGGCAGCAGGUUCAAACAGGCGCGAAGGCCACAGGGGGCAUGGGAACACAUGCUCAGGGCCCAAUACCACCGCCCUCGUCAUCGGCAACCAACACGAGCCUGGCGCUGCUGGCUGACACAGCACUGCAAGGUCCCGUAGAAGCCACCACCACCACCACCACCACCAGCACCACCACCAACAACAACGAUAGCAGCAGCAGCAACAGCGAGAUUCCCGCGACGAGUGGUGGCGGUGGUGGCAGCGGCAGGGGUGAAUUCCUGCCAGCAGGCGCGCAGGAGUGCACUGUGAGCCGCUACCAAAACAAGUCGCUUCGCGUUCCCCCCAGGCGUGGCCAGACCAUGCACGUGUGCGCCGCAGUGGCCGUUGCCCUGUACCACGACAAGCACGGCGACGACGUUGCAGACGCGGCCACGGCACCAGCUGUUGGGAAGAAGGUGAAAGUGGCUUUCCCGCACGCAGACAAGGCCCCGAGCCCCUUCCGUGCGCCCGAUGGUGCCCAGCCGCUCGACACAACCGGCACCGCGUUCAAGCCCUUUGCAACAGGUCUGGACAAUGACCUCUUCUCCGCGUGUGCACGGCUGUUCAGCCUGCCGACGUUUGGUGGCCCGCCCAGCCGCACCACGAGCCGCGGGCUUGAGCGCAUCUUCAGCUCGCUGCAGUCUCGUGCAGGCCAGGAGGCAGCACCACCCGGCACUGCCGCCAACACGAACACCAGCAGCAGUGGCGGUGGCGAUGCGGGCAUGGCAGGCAACUGGCUGUUCCGGCUGCAGAGUGAUUUUUCCUCGCUCAUUGCCAACACAGGCAACACGACCACAGCGGCGAGUGGGGCCACUGGAUUUGGCAUGCCUGCAGGCACCGUGCCGGGGGUGUCGUCGACGGCAGCAGCAGCAGCAGCAGCAGCAGGGGCGAUGCCCAUGGCGCCGUCCACGCCGUUCACCGCCGGCCCACGUGGCAGAACUUCGGGCGACAUGGCCGCUCCUGUUGCCGGCAGCGUGAUGGCAACACCGCAGCAGCCUCGCCUGGGCACGCUACCCGACACGCCGGCAACCCCUGCCCUGGCGACCGUAACGCCUGGUCCUGGCGUCCCUGCUGUGCCGCCUGCCUCGUCACAGCGCUCGUCGCUGAGCGGCCUGCUGCCAGCCACAUCGCACACGCCCGGCACCUCGCUGCCAGACACGCCAGUCGCACCCAUGUCGACGUCGUAUGCGCGCUCGGUGCACCCGAUGAAGUCACGUGUGGACUCGCACUGGCCAGAGGAGUGGCUGAACAUGAAGGUGGUCGACUUCAACCGCUUUGCAAAGUCCAAGCGCCUCACGCCAGACGAAAUUGAAGACCUCAAGCGAGCAAGGCGUCGCAAGAAGAACCGCCUGUAUGCCAAGCGCAGCCGUCAACGCAAAACACAAAAGUUGGAGGAUACACUGACCAAGUACGAAGAGCUGCAACGCACGCUCAGCCCAGGUGCAAAUACUGGCACAGUGCACCAUCACAGCACAGACGCGCCUGGCGGUGGUGGCGGUGGUGGCGGUGACGGUAUCACAACAGCGACACCAUCUUCGUCCAUCGCCACAUCGGUUGAAACGGGCACGGCAGGGAACAACCACAACUCCGGCAACGCGGCCAAUGCGAACGCCAGCGCAAAUGAUGGCGCCGCGUCUGCUACCGACGAUGCCGCUGCCACCACCACUGUUACAUCGGACGCUGAUGUGAGCAUGACACCACGGAGCCACCAUGAUGACGUUGGCAGUGGCGCUCCGCCCGCAAAGCUUGCCAAGACAACCGAAUAG
Messenger RNA from Salpingoeca rosetta, 3942 nucleotides. RefSeq lists its product as uncharacterized. NCBI's taxonomy places the organism in Eukaryota, Choanoflagellata, Craspedida, Salpingoecidae. The record is from RefSeq and is a predicted model, not a curated record. Gene Ontology annotation, biological process: regulation of DNA-templated transcription. The transcript has 3 exons. Bases 1 to 3942 code for a protein of 1313 amino acids. Gene Ontology annotation, molecular function: DNA-binding transcription factor activity; DNA binding.